AUGGUGGAGAAACUCCUGAAAAACAGUCAAGACGAACUUUCCGCCACGCAGCACUCGUUAGACGACGCCCAGCACAGAAAAACACAUGCUGUUGCGAACACCAUUAAGGCUGAGGUCGACAACCACUCCAAGAAGAAGCACCUGGCACGAAGGAUGACACACUACAGGAAGCUAGCAGAAGAUCAGAAACACGAGUUCCUUCACCUUCGUAAGGCGAUCCAGGCGUACUUCAUGUAUCAGGAGUCAGUCCCCUUGCGGCACGCCAUGUCCGACCAGCACCGCGAGGGCAGCCAGGAUUUCGACAACAGCUUCCUGCUGAGCGAACUGCAGGACAUGGAGAGCGACACGAACCUGCUGCGCGAGGUGACCGGCAGCCACGACAUCCAGGGCGUGGUGCAGUGUUUCGAGACGCAGCGCGACACCUCGCAGCACCUGCAGUCGCUGGUCAAGGAGAUGGAGGUGAAGAAGGUGCAGCUGCUGCACCGCAUGGAGAAGCUGACCGUGCAGCGCAACGCGGCCGUCUUCCACGACCAGGCGGCGGCGGACGGCGUGCUACAGCGGGCCACCGAGCGGCGCCUGGUGCCGGCGCCGCCGCGCGCCGUCUCGCGCCUGGAGACGGCCGCCUACCUGACCGAGAUGCUGCGGCUGGCCGCCGCCGGCGUCUCCAAACUGAUGGAGCGGCUCGAGGGCCAGGAGCCGGACGAGGUGCUGCAGCGCGCGGCGCGAGCAAAGUUCUCGCUCACCCACUCGGAGGAGAAGUUUAGCACGCGGCAGCCGCCGGCGCUGGUGGCGGCGCCGGCUUCCGAUGACGGCGACACCACCGGCGAUGACGUGCAGAUGGCCACGCGGGCCGUCAUGAAGCGGCAGGCGCACCUGAUUGUCCAGGCUAAACUGAAGGCCGGCUACGGCAGGAAGAAGUGGUGA
This is a messenger RNA of Amphibalanus amphitrite, 924 nucleotides long. RefSeq lists its product as uncharacterized. The transcript is spliced from 2 exons. NCBI's taxonomy places the organism in Eukaryota, Metazoa, Arthropoda, Thecostraca, Balanomorpha, Balanidae. Gene Ontology annotation, cellular component: cilium. The coding region runs from base 1 to 924 and encodes 307 amino acids. The record is from RefSeq and is a predicted model, not a curated record. Gene Ontology annotation, biological process: cilium movement; outer dynein arm assembly.